Molecule: messenger RNA, 1927 nt
Organism: Pyricularia oryzae 70-15
Lineage: Eukaryota; Fungi; Ascomycota; Sordariomycetes; Magnaporthales; Pyriculariaceae
Exons: 9
Coding region: 291-1286 (331 amino acids)
Cellular component (GO): ribonucleoprotein complex; cytoplasm; nucleus
Molecular function (GO): mRNA binding
Source: RefSeq, a predicted model, not a curated record
CGCUAAUUUCUCCGCCCUCGUACAGCCCACCCGACCGCUGGGCGAUAAACAUUCAGAUCAGAAUUUUGUCGGACCAGGCUAAGGUUCCCUCCGAUCCUAUCGACCGUUGCUCUUUCGUCGACUGGUACAAAAAGAUAUUUACUGCAAGACGUCGACUUGCGUAUAAUAUCAAUCCGUUAGCCGCGUUGGAUCGCGCGGGCCUGUCGCCAACCGAUUUCUACCAAUCACGGCGACGUUUCCAGCUACAAAAUCGACGUGACUGCAUCGCAUCUAAUUAACUACUAGGCAACAUGACCGAGGUCUCUUCGACCCGCCUCUACCUGGGAAACCUCCCGCGCUCUGCCACAAAGGAGGAUGUCUCAACCCACUUCUCCAGCCAUGGCACGGGCAAGAUCACCGAGAUCAAGCUAAUGAAUGGUUUCGGCUUCAUCGAGUACGAUGACCCCCUGGACGCUCGUGACGUCGUUCCCGCUUUUCACGGUUCGACUUUCAUGGGAGAGCGCCUUACGGUCCAGUUCGCCCGCGGUACGCGUAACCGAGAAGGAGGAAGUGGUGGUGGUGGUGGCGGCGGCGGCGGCGGCGGCGGCGGUUAUGGCGGCGAGCGCUCUGGACCACGGCCUCGACGUACUGCGUUCCGCAUGCAAAUCAGCGGGCUCCCCGUUGACACCAGCUGGCAGGACCUGAAAGAUUUUGCCCGACAAUCCCAGCUCGAUGUGGUCUAUUCCGAGACUGGACGGAAUAACAAUGGCGAGGGCUUUGUCGAGUUCGAGACCGCCGCGGACCUGGCCUCUGCCGUUGAAGCCUUGGAUGGCAAGGAAUUCAAGGAUAAGAUCGUCCGCUGUGUUGCGAAUACCCAGCCGGAUCCCCCGCCACGUGAUGGUCGCGGCAGGUCCCGGUCCCCGCCUGGCCGCCGCCCGUACGGCCCCCCUGGUGACGAAUAUGAUCGUCGCGGUCCGCCUCGCGGCUAUAGCCCUCCGCGCCGUGAUGGAUAUCGCGAUGGGUACCGUGAUCGCAGUCCUCCCCGUCGGGAGUACUAUGAUGACCGCGCCCGUUACCGGUCCCCGCCGCGUCAUGGUCGUGGUCCUCCCAUGGAUGACUAUCCUCCGCCUCCCCCGCGUGGCCGGUACGAUCAUGACCCGUACCGCCGCGACUAUCCCCCUCCUGAUCCGUAUGCCAACGGCCGGCCCUACGAUCGACCUCCUCCCCGCGAUUUCCCUCCCAGGGACCCUGGCUAUGCCCGUGAGGGCGGCUAUCCGCGAGAGUACGAUCGCCCAGGACGCUACUGAUGCCCGCAGAACAAAGACGGGGCUGUCCCACAACCGCAGCCGUGUCGACAAAAAGCAGAUAAUUUUCGCCUCUCCCGAAGAGGGUAUGUAUGACGAAUGAUUGACCUGUGGACUGGAUCUGUUUUGCUCUAUCCCGCGAGUUGUAACACAAAAAAAAAAAAAAAGGUUUAUCAGGCUCCACCCGAUCUCGGCUGGGCUUUCUCACUUGGAUACUUGACACCCACUAUGGCAAAAAAAAAACCCUUUUGACGAACCUGCAGGUCCGUCGCUGGGCUUUUUUGCCCAGUGCUUGCAAGGCCGGACAUUAAACUUCCGUUUUAUUGUCCAUAAGUUUCAAGGAGCGUUGCGUUGCCUGGUUUCUAUUUUUUUUUUUCAUAACCGUUGGUUUUAUCUUCAACCACAGAAUGACCUCACGCCCCUACCACGUUUCUAGCCGGCUUCGGUUUCUUCGGGCGCCUUUGUUUCUUAUUUUUACCCCACGAAUGUUAUGAUAUGGAGGGGAUUAGUGUGGCUACAUCCUUAUCUCGAAGUUGGUAGGGAUGGAUCUGCCAAAGAACAUACAUAUGUAUUCAAAGUAUAUGAAUAGUCACGGACGGCCUCGAAGCAUUUCUAUUAUUUUUAAACUGAUCCAUCUUUGCAAG